AUGAGGAUGAGGCCAAUGUUGACGUUUUCAAAGUUAGAUCCCGAGACCGGGGAUUUGUUAGAUAGAAUGUUUGACAAAAAAGAUUGCAUGGUUGAGAUUAAUCCUGGCAGAGUGAUUCUGCCUGCUGACUACACGACAAUAGGACAGGAUAUCCUGGACAUGGAGGUGAUGGAUACCGAUGUCUGGAUGUGCUCUUAUCCCAGGACUGGUUCAACAUGGUGCCAGGAAAUGGUGUGGCUAAUUGGACACGAUUUAGAUUACGAAGGCGCCAGGUCUUUGCAGCAGAUUCGCUGUCCCCUAGUGGAGCUAUCCUGCAUUAUGGUGGCGGGCCACGCGACUUGGUACAAGGAAUCAGUCCAGGGCACGUCUGUUGAUUUAGUGAAAAACCGUCUCCCGUAUCCUCGGUACAUUCGGAGUCAUCUGCCAUGGGACUUACUGCCUAUGGAUAUUGAGCGGGAAGAUGGAACUGCGAAAUCCAAGGUAAUAUACACAUCGCGUAAUCCAAAGGAUAUGGUGGUAUCCUAUUAUCAUUACUGCACCCUAGUGCAUGGACUCAAAGGGACCUUUGAGGAGUUCUGUGACCUAUUCAUGAGAGAUCGAGCACCAUUUGGACCUGUUUGGAAUCAUAUUCUCGGUUUCUGGCGCCGUCGCAACGAUCCAAAUGUCCUUUUCAUAAAAUUCGAAGAGAUGAAGCACGACCUACCUUCCGUAAUAAAGAAAACCGCCGAGUUUCUAAACAAGGACUUAAGUGACAUUCAAGUAGAGAAGCUUUGUGAACAUUUGUCUUUUCAAAAUAUGAAGACCAAUAGAGCGGUGAAUUUGGAAGCUAUUCUUGAAAAAUCUUUUGGCACAAGUUACUUAGAGUCUACGGAUCUAAGAUUUAUAAGAAAAGGCGAGAUUGGGGACUGGAAGAACUACAUGUCAGAAGAUUUGUCAAAUAGAUUUGAUGAUUGGGCUGAGCAACAUUUAAAGGGGACAGAAUUGAGUUUUGAAUAA
This is a messenger RNA of Arctia plantaginis, 996 nucleotides long. The record is from the annotation of a GenBank genome assembly. Lineage: Eukaryota; Metazoa; Arthropoda; Insecta; Lepidoptera; Erebidae.